AUGACCUCCAAACGUUUCCGUUAUCUCUUUUUGUUAUCUCUGACAAAUGCUAAAUAUCAAUAUUUCAUUUAUAAAACUUAGUGAAAACAAUCAAGGACAAUGGACUAUUUGACAGUAAAACUAUUUCUGAACGCAGCAGUUGUUUGUUUGGUCAAUGGACAAACAGAUAGAAAUUGUACGAGUACAUCUUCAACCGGAAAGCACUUCAUGAUUGCGGUGCCAGAAAGUAGCACGAGACCAGAUAAAAUUGUUUUUCACAUAACCUCUGCUGUAAACAAGACAAAAUGCACCAUCAAAGCACCGGAUGUACAUUUUGUUCAAACCUACACCUUUGAAAGUUAUAUUCAAGUUAACUUGUCCUACAGAAUAAUGCAAGUUACUUCUUCAUCGUCCUUGACCGCCAGAAAAGGAAUAAAAAUAAGUUGUGACCACGCAUGCGCUGUACAUGUUUUACCACACCAUUCCAAUGAUGCAGUGGAAGGCUUUCUUGCACUUCCGGUUAACGCCUUAGGUACAAGAUAUGUUAUUGCAUCUUACACACCGUACCAAUCCAGUACACCUAGCGAAUUUGUACUAGCAGUUGUAGAAAAUAAUACAAAAAUUCAACUGUCUAAGAAAAUAUACUAUAACGGAUAUAGCAAUAGUUCUUUAACAUUGAACGAAUUCGACACAUAUAUUUACAAGAACUCACGUGACCUGAGCGAUUCAAUGAUUUCUAGUGAUAAACCUAUAUCCGUCUUCUCAGCGGCUAGCGCUAGCCAAAUCCCAUAUGGCACAGGGGAUUAUCAAUACAUCGUAGAACAGAUGAUUCCAACCGAGUUUUGGGCGAAGACCUAUAUUGUUCCACAUAUUUAUCCUAGAAAGUAUAGUAUGUAUCGUAUUUAUGGUACUGAGUACAAUACGUCAGUUACACGUCACAAUGGUAAAAUUACCGGAUCUACUGUAAUCAAGUCAAAGCAUUUUGAAAACAUGGCGUCUGAUACAACUGUGAUUAUAGCUGAUAAAGCUAUCAGUGUAAUACAAUAUGGUUAUGAUGACGAUGAUAUGGAUGGGGACCCGUUCAUGACGACAGUUCAAGCAGUAUCUCAAUUUCAAAAUUCUUACAAAUUUGUGACAGAUUUUGAUAAAAUGAGUUCUUCACGAUGGCCGGUCACACUUGUUAUUACCGCUCGCACUACAGACAUUUCCGAAAUUCUUCUGGACGGAAGUAACUCUUAUAUUCAAGCACAUAGUCACAUAAUGUCUGUGCCUCCUCCAAUGGCUGACUUCAGUGUCUACUACAUCAAUAUGACUUAUAACGUCUUUGGAAGUUUCCAUACAUUACGUCACGCAUCCGGGAAGCCUUUUGGUGCAACUAUCUAUAGUUUACCAGGAACUGCUGCUGCUUAUGGAUAUCCAUUAAAAUUCGCCCUGAAAGAUCAAGUUUGUCAAAUUCCAACAACCACGUCAACAACAACGACGACGACAACAACAACAACAACAACUACUACAACGACCUCUCCUCCGACAACAAAGCCAACGACGACGACGAUAACAACAAUAGCUAUAUUUGCAACAACAACAUCGGAAGAACAAGUUAUUCAUAAUACUACACAAAGCACAGGUGGAAUCCAGUGUUUUGACUGCCGAGACAUUCCACAUCUAAAAUAUUGUGACAAAGUGACCAGGUGCUCAGGAAAUGAGGUUUGUUACGUUGAGAGCUACACCAAACCUCAUGGGCAGAAAAUGUACAGGUCUGGAUGUAUAGGCAAGGGGGGAUGCCAACCAUUGAGUGGAACAAACGACUGCCUUCAGUGUUGUGAGUCUAGAGACUUUUGUAACAUCGAUGGCUGUGAAGAAGAAGCUCAAAGUUCAAUAAGUUCUGGGAUUCGUGGGCCGUAUUGUUACGACUGUUCACAUAUCGGAGAGAAUGAAAAAUGCACAUCCGUUCAAAUGUGUCCCACCGACCAGGUGUGUAUGAUAGAGAAGUACGCCUGGGGAAACAAUGACUUCAACUACGUUAUGGGAUGUAUACGUCCACAUGUUUGCGAAGCAAAGAAACGCUCAGUGUUAGACCGGAAGUUGACAGCUCGCCACGCGCCAGUUUGUACACAUUGCUGCCACACUGAUUUCUGCAACCAAAAUUGCACGCACCAUUACAAUCCAGGACUUAUAGGUUAACAGAGCAUUUUGUUAAAGACUUCCGUCUGUCUUACUGUACGUAGUUGAGUAUUGUAUUAAAUAAAAUGUAACAAGAAAAGGGUUCGUGACCUGAUAUAUUUUAUAAGACAGUGACAGUGACAAAACAUCUGCGGAUAUGAAAAACCUUAAAACCACCAAGUUUCUUUUGCCUUACAGAAACAUUUUCUAGAAACACUUCGUUACGCUUAUAAAUCGUUUAGCAAUUACAUUUUUAUAUUGUUGCAUUCGCAUUGCUAAACCGUAAGACUUCUACAGUAUUACAGGACGCCAAACAAAUUUGCUUACAUAUUUUAAAAGGAGAGAUUUGGUUCACCAAAGAUAGUCAUUUCACUGAGACUGUUGAAAAGUCACUUUGCUAGGUAUCUAAAAUCGAAACAACAUCGUUUUCUUUCUAUUCGUACAAUUUUAUUAUUUUAUGGGAAUGUGGACGUAGUACGAAUACAAGCUUGCAUAUCACAGUGAAGCUGAGGUUUUCACUUAUUCAUCGAGAGUUUUAUUUUAAAAGCCAGCCAACAUUGUAUAUGCCAGUCGACGUCUACCCAGAUGCUAUUAAAACUGCAGUCAAAUACCAUAUUUAAAUACUUUUGCACUCGGAAGAUUAUUUGAAGUAAUCCUACAAAGAAGUUACAUGAUUUAUAUCGGUUGAAAACAAAGUGUCCCAUACAUUUACAUGUAUUUGAUCUGAGCACACAUGAGAUUGCUGACUUUAAAAAUAUUAUAUUUUAAAAUAAUUCAUUUAUCAUGUCUGUCAUAGUGAAUUUUUGGAAAAAGGCAUUUAUCAGUUUAUAUGUUGGCACUAAAGUUCUAGCAGUCUAUAUCAAAGCAUUUGAUGUAUAGCUUUUUAAUGAAUAUUUGAAAACCAAGAGACAUUCGCAAAAUUUAUUUGACAAAUACUAUAAGUUACAAGUACAAAUGUUGCUGAAAUGCAGCAAUUGAGAAGCUCCGCGCAAAAAAAGUGCUCAUUACAGAUACCUUGCCAAAUUAUUCCUACGCACAGGUCAUGUUAUAUUCAGAUUAGGUACUAUUGUAGAUUUUUUCCGAAUGUUUUGUUAGCCAUUUUUUGCAUAGUUAUAUUUAUCUUAUGCACUGUCCAUAAUUAAAAAGAAGGGAACAAUUUUUAAUAUAAAAAUGCUUUCACUGAUGCCUACCUGGUAAGGAAAGUAAUUCCAUUGAAUACAAACAAGACUUGUAAAUGUUUAUUCUGACAAUAGGAACGACUUGUUUGUAAAAGCUAUUGAAAUAGAUAGUUGGUUUGAAAACUUAAGUGAUGAUGAACAGUUAUACUUUAUACUCUCAAAUCAAAAUAUUGUUAAGUGUGCGGCAAAAUCCUGUUAUCAAAUUCUUAACAUUCGAAAUAGAUAUAUGUAUCACAACACUUGAGACUCAGUAGAUGAUUUUAAACAUUAUAAAAUAAAUAUUGUAUAUUAAAUAUAAGAUAAUAUUUGUUUUGACAAUACUUGUAUAUAUCUUCAGACUUGCGGUGUCUCCAGAUAUAUAGUAGUAAAAUGUCGAAAUAAAUUAAUUUUAUACAUGGGUAGGAUUUUCUUAAUAAUAGUUAGGGUUUUUUUAUCACAUGAUAAGACAUGGUUGCUAAUCUAGUUCUCAUUUCUAAUCUUAUUAAAGUAAGGAAGUUUGGUUUUAGAGGGCUGAUCAUUACUUAUGACAGAAAUUUAAGUGUUUUACAUGUCAGCUUGUUUUUAGAUAAAUUUUAUGUUUGGAUUAGCAACUGUGUCCUAUUAAUUUUUAACUGCCUAACUAUAUGGAAAAUAUUGAUGUCUGGUUUAUGUACAGUCAUGGUGUGGGUGGAGCAACGAAGUGUCAUCAUAAGGUUAACACUUCGGUGUUCCACAAAUGCUGCUUACUGCUUAGUGUAUAUACAUGUAAAGUGUUCAUUAAUUGUAUAUGCAGUGGAGUUCCACUAAUAAGACCACGAUCAUGCAAAUUUAGGCAAUAUAAAGAACCAGAGUUUUUAAGUUAUGGAGCUGAAGUGGCUCGCUGGUGACACCUUUCCGCUGUUGGGGCCAUCGUUUUGUGUGGUCUUUUUGGUGGAACUUUACUGUAUAUGUAAACAUAUAGUCUCAGAUAAUUCUUUUUAGAAUGACCAUAUUGUAAUUGUAAUUUUAUAUGUCUCUUCUAAUUGUUAAAUAUGGAUAAGACUCAAAUAAAAUAAAUAAAUAUUUAUAUGUUAUGUGA
Molecule: messenger RNA, 4374 nt
Organism: Ruditapes philippinarum (Manila clam)
Lineage: Eukaryota; Metazoa; Mollusca; Bivalvia; Venerida; Veneridae
Exons: 11
Coding region: 100-2160 (686 amino acids)
Source: RefSeq, a predicted model, not a curated record